Messenger RNA from Sphenostylis stenocarpa, 285 nucleotides. The record is from the annotation of a GenBank genome assembly. Lineage: Eukaryota; Viridiplantae; Streptophyta; Magnoliopsida; Fabales; Fabaceae.
AUGGCUGGAACAGGGAUGGAAGUGCCUCACUGCGGGGCAACAAAUGAGACUUUGGAUGAGUUAGUUGGUCAAGACCACGUGUUCAAAGAUCCAAAAGGUUUGGAAAUGAGAAAAGGCUUGCGACCCAAGAAAACUAACUCAACUGAAGAAUUACUAAUGGGAAAGGCUGAGGCAGAGAAUACUGGGCAUGAAGGAACUCUCGACAAACAUGAAGUAACUAAUUGGUUUAUGAAGAAUCGGGCUAAAGAACACACAAUACUCAAGGCAUAUGAAAAUCUAGAAUAA